ACCGCGUGGGGAUGCACAUUAAGGAAGAAGAUAUCCGGGAUUCGGGAUGGAUUCUGGAGAAUUUCCGGAGCUGAGGGUGAGGCUGAUGACAUGGGAAGAUGUUCCUCAGGUGGCCGAAAUAUGGAAGGAUACUGGGCUAGCUGAAGGAACUCACAGUAUACAUACGUGGUUCCGGUUCGAUCCGGAUGGAUUUUUUGUUAUAGCUUCAGAUACAGAAGUUCUAGGUGUUUGCGCUGCUGUGAUACUUCAUUCCCGUCUGGCAUUUGUGGGUCUGUACGCAGUCAAAAAGUCUCAUAGAGGCAAGGGACUCGGACUGUCCAUAUGGAAAAGAGCCAUGGAACAUGUUGGACAGAGGAACGUAGGGCUCAACUCUGUUCCUGAACAUUUGCACACAUAUAGAGACUUAGCGGGAUUCCGGAUUGUCGCACCCUGGUGUACACUUUUUUGUGAGGGCGUACCACAAUUCGCUGACAAGAAAAGACAGCUAGAAGGUAUACAGAUCGUGCAAAUUCGAUCAUCGGUUCUUCCAGCUGUCAUCAACUACGAUGCAUCAGUUCAUGGGUACGAUCGUUCGAAAAUAGUAACCCUAUCAACAGCUGAAGAGGACAGUCUAACUUUGGCAGCUGUUAGAGAUGGCACUGGGAGAGUGUGUGGCUAUGGCUGCCUGAAGAAAAACGUCCAAGGUUCACUUCUCGUCGGACCACUGUACGCAGAUGAAGCCAGCAUUGCCGAAGAACUCUUGGGCAACUUGGUGGCUGAAUUUCCAGGCGAAUCGAAUGGAAUCAUAAGUAUGGCAGUAAUUAAUUGCAAUUCUGAAGCAAUGUCUCUAGUAAAUAGAAUUCAGUUGUCAAUUGGAACGGAGGUACCUCGAUGCUAUAAAAAAGAACAGGUGCACGCCAACUUUGAGAGAGUGUUUGGGCAGCACGCUCUUAAUUUUUCCCCAUUCUAAGUUUUUAAAAAAGUGCAUUUAAAUUCGGUAUAACUGAAUGAAUGAUAAGAAAAAGGUUAAUAUUCUUUUUCAAUAAAAAGUAACAAAAGUUAAAAUGUACCAGCAUUAAACUGUAUUUUCACUGUAUCCAAUAUCAAUGGAAAAUUUUGCCGAUCAAAAUUAUUGCGAUAGUUUGAAAGGUCAUGAACAAAGCAUACAACUGCAGUAUUUUUUUUAUUUUAUUAUAAAAUUUACUAUUCUAAAUACCAGUAGUAGUUAAAAUAUUUGUUUUUCCAUAGAAUAAAUUGCAAUGAAACCUGUGUAACUUUACCAUAUGACUGAAAAUGAUAUUUUCAAAGACCAUGAACAAAACCUUAUUGUAAUAGUAUUUGUUUUGUCACAAAAUUCGAACAGAUUGUAAAUUGUAGGAAAAAAAAGUUACGUGCCGGUGCCAUUCUAAAUAACAGCAGUUAAUGAAAUAUUUGUUUUUGCAUAGAAUAAGUUACGAUGAAGCCUCAGUAAGUUGACCACUUGGAGGAUAACAAUUUGAAGGUCCUCUUAGACAAGUGGCCAACCUAUAAAAGCGGGAAUUCUAAUUAUUUUUUAUCAGUUUGGUACUUGAUGAUUAAAAACAACUCAGACAGGUGAUCAACAUACUGUAGUGAUCAAUCUAACAGGUUUCACUGUUUUAGUUGCGAUUGUUUUUGUACAAAACAGAAAGUUAAUGUGAGGGGAAGUACUACUUAACAAGUGCGCCCAUUAUCGGUCAAAAAAAAAAAAAAAUUAUAUCUAUAGUUUACUUUACCCACCAUCGUGGCUACAAUAUUUUGAAAAAGGGAUGACAAGCGUUUCAUGAGCCUAAUGGGAGUCUUAAUAGUUUUAAUUUUCACUUUAAUUUCAGGAAUUGAGUUAGUCAUUAAAAACAAUUAGUUUCUUCAAACUUUCACUACCACUUUUAAAUUUUUCCUGGUUGUGACCAUUCUGCUACUAAUCUUAACUAUCAUUUACUACGUAGCUAAACUUGUAGUAAACAUGCGAAUUACAGUUAAAAAUACCUCAACUGUUAAGAGUUGAUAUUGAAAAAUUUAAAGCUGAGUUGCAUUAAGGCUCAAUUGAUGUUGAGAGUCAAAUUUCUCUAAUCUUUAAGCAUUUUAUAAAUGAUAGUGUUAUCACAUCAUAUAAUUUUAUAAAUGUAAAU
This is a messenger RNA of Parasteatoda tepidariorum (common house spider), 2126 nucleotides long. RefSeq lists its product as uncharacterized. The record is from RefSeq and is a predicted model, not a curated record. Lineage: Eukaryota; Metazoa; Arthropoda; Arachnida; Araneae; Theridiidae. Gene Ontology annotation, molecular function: acyltransferase activity, transferring groups other than amino-acyl groups.